Molecule: messenger RNA, 717 nt
Organism: Penaeus indicus
Lineage: Eukaryota; Metazoa; Arthropoda; Malacostraca; Decapoda; Penaeidae
Product: deoxyuridine 5'-triphosphate nucleotidohydrolase-like
Exons: 4
Biological process (GO): dUMP biosynthetic process; dUTP catabolic process
Molecular function (GO): dUTP diphosphatase activity; magnesium ion binding
Source: RefSeq, a predicted model, not a curated record
AGGUGACAAGGGAUACGACAUCGUCAUUGCCAGUUUUAUGUUUUGACGGUCGCAUCUAUACGAAGACCGUUACCAUGACAAUGGACUAAGGGUACGGCCGUAGUUGGUAGCAAAUGAAGACAUGGGAGUUGAACACAGGCAAAAAAGAGGUAGUCUUAGGCUGGUGAGUUAUCUACUCGCUGGCAACUUCAUCUCUUGCCUCUGCCCAUGUGUUCGGAGUUUGACAAGGGAAUGCACUCGUCAUCUGCUACAUUUGUUAUUAAAUCUUUCGCAGGUCGACGCUCCUUCACCUCCAUCCUCCAAACCCAGGCUCUCCUCAAGGCUUUCACCAUGCCAGGCGAACUGAAAACAGUGCUGAGGUUCAAGAAGCUGUCAGAGCAUGCCUUUACGCCCUCGAAGGGCUCGAAAUUUGCUGCUGGUUUUGACUUGUGCAGUGCUUAUGACUUGGUGAUUCCAUCCCUUGGAAAGGCUCUCAUCAAGACAGACAUUCAGGUGGAACUUCCAGAAGGAUGUUACGGCAGGAUUGCACCAAGGUCUGGUCUGUCAUGGAAGCAUCACCUAGAUGUUGGGGCUGGUGUGAUAGACCGAGACUACAGAGGCAAUGUUGGUGUAGUCCUAUUUAAUCAUUCCAAAACUGAUUAUGAGGUGAAGAAGGGAGAUCGUGUUGCUCAACUGAUCUGUGAAAAAAUCAUAUAUCCAGAAAUUGAAGAAGUUCAG